UUUCAAAGGAAAAUUUGAGCAAAGUGGAUUUUUCGGUGGUUUUUCGAAUUUUUCGUUAACAACUGAGAGAACGAGACGGCAGUCCGGGACAAGAGCAGGAGAACAUUAGUACAGAGAGUGUGUGCGGAGGAACAUACCAAGAAAUUGCAACACACAUAGGAGAAGGAAAAAAAAAAGAUUUUUUGUACAUAUCUCUCCCUGUGUCGCUGCUGGCCGACUGGCUGGCUCGCCGGGAAAGGUGGUGAAGAAGAUCUGUGCGCCCUCUCUUAGUUUGGUCGUGAACGCCAACCGAGCCAGAAGUAGUUGUAGAGUUAGCGGUCCGGUCUGGUCAAGCAUCAUCCCCGAGAUUCAGUUUCAGUUCAGUGGUCAAAGUGUGUGCAAGUGCGUGCAGUUCGGUCCGUGUGUGGGACCUGAGCGCCUACUGAGAUCUAACAGUUCUUUUUUUUUUUGCUUGUUCAACAAUUUGGAAAUAACUGCGCCCGCCUGCUUCGCUAGAUAGUGGGAAUUAACGGUAACAGUGUGAAGAACAAAUAGAGAAUUGGAUUAAAAUCAGUGCUAGAGCGGAAAAAAAAGUCAAAUCGAAAAAAGUUCGUUGUGAUCGAGUGUUCUCAGUGAAAAAGAAACGAACGAACGCACACACAAGUUUCGAAUAUUGGGCCAAGUGAGCCACCGAUAGUGUGAUUCAGUUACGAACACGUUUUUUUGAGAUAAAUUCUGGAGCGAAAGAACCUCUCGGUGUGAGGUCUUCUUGAGGGUUGCAAAACGGGUGGUUCGCCGCACCAUCACCAUUGACGGACGAUCAUUUAGCGAAUACUAGGGUAUAAGAAAACAGUCGCCAUGAUCAACAGGAGUUCGAGCCUUAAAGGGCUCGAAUCGAUAGCAACCUUUCUUAUAGUGGUCACGAUAGUCGUGACGUCACAAGUGAAUGCUGCACCCAUGUAUGAGAGCGAUCAGACUGACUUAGAGAGCUAUGGCGAAUCGGCGGGAUGUUACUAUAACUACAAUCACUACAGCGAGGGCGAUCGGAUCAUGACGAACGAACCCUGCCUGAACUGUACCUGCCACGAUCGCAUGCUCAUGUGCUACCUGCGGGUGUGUCCCUUCACCAAGGCGAUCGGCCAGGACUGUACAAUCGAGAAACGCGAAGAUCAGUGCUGCCCGGUGAUCACCUGCCCCGAAGUGGAAGUUCAACUGGUCGACCACCAAACGACAGCCGGACCCGAUGCUGCUGGCAGCACGGCCGUUGGUUCCCCAGAUCAGUACGGUUGUACCAUCGAGAAUCGAUUCUAUCCGGAAGGAGCUCAAGUGCCAUCUAACCCCCACAAGCCUUGCGAACUGUGCUACUGUAUCCGUAACAUGACCACCUGUGUCAUGCAGGAGUGUACGCUACACAUUGAUGGAUGCCAGCCGAUCUACAACAAGGGCGUCUGUUGCCCAGUAAGAUACGAUUGCGAUCACGAUAGGGACGAACCGAUGCAAUUGGAAGAUGAAAUGACUACUACCGUACGCCCGACGCCUGGCUUCAUCCUGACGACCACGAUGUCUCCGGCCACCUCGACGGACUGUGUCCACAACGGAGAAAUGUACGCCGAUGGUGCCAUGAUUAUUACCGACAAACCAUGCGAACACUGCUACUGCAUGCGCGGAGACAUCGUGUGCGCCGUCCAAGAAUGCGGAACUCCACUAGAGAACGAAGGCAAAAACUGCACAGCACUUCCGCCAGCACCAGGACAGUGCUGCCCGGAUACGUACAUGUGCGACGGAGGAAUGGAUGCCGCUACCACGCUCCGACCGGAAUCCGACGACCUAGUCACCGAACACGCCGAAGCCGCCACAACCGUGAAGGCCAAGCCCAGCAGCGACGAAUCUGCCAGUGUACCGGCCGAUGAUGAUGAAGAUGCCCUCCAUCCCGGAGCCAUGGUCGAUGAUAAGUCCGAAAGCGAAGAGGAAACCAGUAUCGAAAUGGAACCAGUGCCUCACGCUGACGAUGACGACGAAAGCGCCGAAGAUGAAGAACAGCAACAUCACGAAGCUCCAGAGGCGCCAAUCGCCGAUGAGAAACCAACCACUAGUCAACCAAGCCAAGCCGACGAAAAGGAAGCCACUACUCAAACCGCUGUUCAAGACGAGAAGGCACCAGAAGCUGAAUCCGAUGACGUCGCCGCUGCUGAAGAACACGAAGAAGAACCAAAGGCCACGACAGCUGCAGCUCCAGUAGCCGACGCCAAGCCCGAAUCCGAGAAGGACAACGAAGUCGAAGAACAACCCGCGGUCAGCCACGACAUGCAAGAACAAUCGCUCACGACCGAACUUCCAGCCGAGCCAGAGAAGGAUCUCCUAGCACCGACAGUUUCCUCCGCCGACGACGAAUCCCCAUCAUACACUACCAUGGCAUCGCCGAAGGAUGAAGAUGAAGCUCAAGCCGAAACUACCACCGCAUUUGCCUUCACUGCUAGCGACGACGACGUCGGUCAGACAACCGAAAGCCGCACAUACCUGCCACCCUUCCGGGACUCGGAAACCACCACCAUUCGUAUCGACUCGGAUGAACCAGCAUUCGCCACCACCAUGGCACCAGCCGCCGCCGAUGAAACCGUCGAAUCCGACGACAAACCCGAAAGCCUCGCUCCGGAAUCCGACAAACCUGAGUCCCUGGCCACAACGAUGAAGGCCAUCGAAUCCACCACCCUCACCAAGGAACCGGCACACAAAUCCGAAGACAAUGCCCCAGAACAGGACUUCAUCGAGUUGCCACCGGCCGAGAUUGUUACCGAACUGCCACCAAUCCCAACGACCGCCCGCAUUCCGGAGAUGCCCACCGAAGAAGUCAUGACUCAAUCACCACCGGAAGCCGACUCGCACAUGAAGGACGAAGAAAUGAGCACCUCUGCCCCUACCGCAGCCGAUGUCGCCGCUCCAGCUGAAGAAGAGAAGGACAUCCCAGCCGCCGUUGAUAUGGACGAGCCAGUCGAGAUGAACACCGUCAUUCCAUCCAGCGACGCCAAGCAGCCAAUGGAACCCGAACAAGAUACCCCCGACAAGAUGUUCCCAGAGGCUAUCCCCGGAGAAGGCGACUGCUUGGUUGAUGGAGUAACAUACAAGAACAACGCUCUGAUUCCAGCGAACAACAAGUGCCAAGUUGCAUGCAAGUGCACCAACAGUAUUGUGCAAUGCGAAAUGGUACAGUGCGCUACUGCCCCAUCUAACGACUGCGCUCCAGUGCCAGCUGCUCCUGGUGAGUGCUGCCCAACGUACAAGUGCAACGCUGUAGAACAAGACGAAAGCGCCCCAGAAUCCGACAGCGAAGCCUCCGUGUCCGAAGAAGCCAAGAAGCCUACCGAAAGCGCUUCCACUGAAAGUUCCUCAUCUUCCGAUGACACCACCGAAGAAUCCAAGGAAGAAGACGAACAAUCGGAGAGCGACUCAACUUCCGACGACAGCGACGAAGAGGAAGAAUCGAACCAAGUUGAAGAUCAAGGCAAGGUCACUACUCGACGUCCAGCGGUUGUUACACCAGCCAAGUCCGAAGAACAGGAUCAACCAUCCGAGAGCGAUUCCGAGUCGGACAGUGAGGCUGACUCUGACGAAGACGACGAACCAGUCAAGGUCACAUCUGCUCGCCCAGCUUAUGCUGAACCCAAGCCAGAAUCUACCACCACGGCCAAGGUCACCGACGACGAAACCGGACAAGAGAAGGUCACAUCUGCGCCAGCUAUGGAUGAAGUCGUUCCAACUGAAGGUCAGGCCGUCGAAAAGGAACCUGAACACGAUGACGAAAAACUGCCUGCCGAGCCGGUUGAAGCUGACAAAGAACAAGACGAACCGACUAUGGCGGCCGCCCCAACUACCAGUGCACCCGCUGCUGACGAAGAAGCCCUCACCACCAUGGCUGCCGUUGCUGCCGACGUCGCUGCUGAAGAAGAACAACCAUCGGUUGCUCCAGUUGCUGACGAUAUGGUCGAACCAGAAGAACCCGCUGCUCAUGAUGAAACCACCACACCUCAAGCCGUUGAACAAGCUGACGAGAAGGAAGUCGAACCAGUUGAACAAGACGCCGUCGAGCCAUCCAAGCCCGAAGAAGACAUGCCAGUUGAACCAGUCGCUGCCACCACAAUGGCAUCCGAGAAGGACGCAGAACAAGAUGCGCCAGCAGCCACCACGACCUCGCCAGUCGCUCAAGACGAGGAAGUUCCAGCUGAAGCUACCACCACCAAACCUGCUGUUGCAUUGGACGAAGAACCCAAACCAGAAGAGGACGAACAACAGAAAGUGGAAGAUUCUCCAGCUACUACCGCCGUGCCUGUUGAAGCUGCUGCUGACGAUGUUGCUGUUCCUACCGAGAAGGAAAUGGAUGCCACCGAAAAACCAGAAGCCGAAGCUCCAGUGAUGCCUGCUAAGAAACCAGAAUACGACGACAGCAUCCACUUCCCAGAAGACGACGAACCAGAACACGAUGAAGUUCAAACGGAACAGAAACCGGUUGCACCAACUGACUCGACCGAAGAGGAACAACCAAUCGAGCAUGACGACAGCAUUCACUUCCCUGUCGAUGAGGAAGAAGAAAAGCCAAUCUUUACGCCAACAGUCGCAGAACAUGAAGAAGAUGACGAACACAAGCCAGUCGAUGACCACGUUCCAGGACAUGUUGAAGAACACGAACCAGCAACGACACAAUCGGCUGCCGAAGAAGAAGCAACUACUUCCAAGGCCGUUGAGGACGCCACAACUGCCAAGGCACCAGCUCAAAUGGACAGUGGACUGGACGAAAAGAUUGAAGAAGAAGAAGAAAAGCCAAUGGAACCAACACGCGAUGAAGUGAUGACGACCAGUGCACCAGCAGCUCACGAUGACGAGAAGCAGCCAAUGGACGAUGAAGUGGCAGCAACCACUACUGCACCAGUGAGCCAGGAUUCCAUUGCUCCCGAAAUGCCUCCAGAGGAAGUCCACACUCAGAUGCCACUUGAGUCCGACGAUCAGAUCAAGGAACAUGACGAAGCUACUCAAGCUGCUCCGGCAGAAAAGGAACCAGAGGUAGAAACCGAUGCUAACGUAAGCUCCGAAGAAGAACAGGAACACGUCCCGGUGAGCCAAGAUGCCGGUGCAGAAGAUGACGGAAGCACCGAAGACGCCGUCGUUCAUGAGGUUCCAGCCCCGACGUCGGAUGAGGAAGAGGAAGAGGAAGUUAAGCCAGUUGCAGCCGAUGAACAAAAACCAGCUGAAGAUGAAAAGAAACCGGUCGCUGCUGCUGACGAUGAGAAGCCAGCUGAAGAGGACAUGAAGCCAGUUGCUGCUGACGAUGAGAAGCCAGCUGAAGACAUGAAACCAAUUGCUGCUGAUGACAUGAAGCCAGCUGAGGAAGAAAUGAAGCCGGUUGCUGCCGAUGAUGAGAAGCCAGCUGAAGAAGAAGUCAAACCAGUUGCUGCCGAUGAUGAGAAGCCAACUGAAGAAGACAUGAAGCCAAUUGCCGCUGAUGAUGAGAAACCAGCUGAGGAAGAAAUGAAGCCAGUUUCUGCCGAUGAUGAAAAGCCAGUUGCUGCUGAUGAUGAAAAACCAGCUGAAGAAGAAAUGAAGCCAAUUACUGCUGAUGAUGAGAAACCAGCUGAGGAAGAAAUGAAACCAGUGGCUGCUGAUGAUGAGAAACCAGCUGAAGAAGAAAUGAAACCAGUGGCUGCCGAUGAUGAGAAAUCAACUGAAGAGGAAAUGAAACCAGUUGCUGCCGAUGAUGAGAAACCAGCUGAAGAAGACAUGAAGCCAGUUGCUGCUGACGACGAGCAAUCAGCUGAAGAGGACAUGAAGCCAAUUGCUGCUGACGAGGAAAAGCCAGCUGAAGAAGAAAAGAAACCAAUUGCUGCUGAUGAUGAGAAGCCAGCUGAAGAAGAAAUGAAGCCAGUUUCUGCCGAUGAUGAGAAACCAGUUGCUGCUGAUGAUGACGAGCCAGCUGAAGAAAUGAAACCAGUUGUUGCUGACGAUGAGAUGCCAGUUGAAGAAGAAAUGAAGCCAAUGGCUGCUGAUGAUGAAAAACCAGCUGGAGAAGACAUGAAACCAGUUGCUGCUGAUGACGAGAAACCAGCUGAAGAAGACAUGAAGCCUGUUGCUGCUGAUGAUGAAAAGGUAACCGAAGAAGAGAUGAAACCAGUGGCUGCUGAUUCUGACAAACCAGCUGAUGAAGACAUUACACCAGUUGCUUCUGAUGAUGAGAAACCAGCUGAUGAGGACAUGAAGCCAAUUACUGCUGAUGAUGAGAAGCCAGCUGAGGAAGACAUGAAACCAGUUGCUGCUGAUGAUGAGAAACCAGCUGAUGAAGACAUGAAGCCAGUUGCUGCUGAUGACGAGAAACCAGCUGAAGAAGACAUGAAGCCUGUUGCUGCUGAUGAUGAGAAGCUAGCCGAAGAAGAAAUGAAGCCAGUUUCUGCUGAUGAUGAAAAACCAGCUGAGGAAGAAAUUAAGCCAGUUGCUGCCGACGAUGAGAAACCAGCUGAAGAAGAAAUGAAACCAAUUGCCAUCGACGACGAAAAACAAACUGAGGAAGAAAUGAAGCCAAUUGCUGCCGAUGACAAGAAGCCAGCUGAAGAAAUGGAACCUGUAAUUGCUGACGAUGAAAAGCCAGCUGAAGAAGACAUGAAGCCAAUUGCCUCCGAUGAUGAAAAGCCAGCUGAAGAAGAAAUUAAGCCAAUCGCUACUGACGAUGAAAAGCCAACAGUUGCUGCCGACGAUGAGAAACCAGCUGGAGAAGACAUGAAACCAGUUGCUGCUGACGACGAGAAACCAGCUGAAGAGGACAUGAAGCCAGUUGCUGCUGAUGAUGAAAAGGUAACUGAAGAAGAGAUGAAACCAGUGGCUGCUGAUUCUGACAAACCAGCUGAUGAAGACAUUACACCAGUUGCUUCUGAUGAUGAGAAACCUGCUGAUGAGGACAUGAAGCCAAUUACUGCUGAUGAUGAGAAGCCAGCUGAGGAAGACAUGAAGCCAGUUGCUGCUGAUGACGAGAAACCAGCUGAUGAAGACAUGAAGCCAGUUGCUGCUGAUGACGAGAAACCAGCUGAAGAAGACAUGAAGCCUGUUGCUGCCGAUGACGAGAAACCAGCAGAAGAAGAGAUGAAGCCAAUGGCUGCUGAUGACGAAAGCAAGCCAGAAAUGACUACAGCAAUUGAUGACGAGCAGAAACCAGUUUCUAGUGACGAAGAACAACCAGCUGUUGAGGAGCCAAUUUCCUCCGAUGAUGACAAGUCUGCAGAAGAGACCCCAGUCGAUGAACAGAAACCUGUGGCAGAAAGCGACCAAAAGCCUACCGAAAUGGAUGAAGAAGAAAAGACUCCAAUGGAAGUUCAACCAACAGUUGCAAGCGACAGCAAACCAACUGAAACAGAAGAGGAGCAAAAACCAGAAAGUGAUGAAACUGCUACAACUUCAGCUCCAACCGCCGAUGAAGAACAUAAGCCCGAAAGUGAUGAAACUGCUACCAUGGUUGCUCCUUCUGCCGAUGAAGAUAAACCAACAGAAGACAAACCAGUUGAUGAAGUGGAAUCCGAUGAGGAAGAGCCAAAGGCUACAACAACUACUCCAAUGAAACAAGACGAUGAAGAAAAGGAUGACGUGCAGCAUGAACCAACUGUGAUGACCGAUGAUGACGAAUCGACUGAAGUGGCCGCUGAAGAUGACAAGGAAUCCGAAACGGCUGAUGACAAGGCUCCAGCAAUGGAUGCCGAUGAGGAUCAAAAGGAAUCUGAUGACGUGGCACCUGUAACCACGCCAGCUGCUGAUGACGAAGAGAAACCAGCUGAAGCUGAUGAAGAACAGAAACCAACACCAGUUGAAGCUGACGAGGAACAGAAACCAACACCAGUUGAAGCUGUCGAGGAACAGAAACCAACACCAGUUGAAGCUGAUGAAGAACAGAAACCAACACCAGCUGAAGCUGAUGAAGAACAGAAACCAACACCAGCUGAAGCUGAUGAAGAACAGAAACCAACACCAGCUGAAGCUGAUGAAGAACAGAAACCAGAAUCCGAAAUCACUACUACAGCUUCGGCUAAGGAUGAAGACAUGAGCACUACUCGCAAGCCAGAAGCUGAAGCCGAUGAAGCCAAACCAACUGAAAUUCCAGUCAAGGUUGAAGAAGAGGUGUCUCACGACGGAGACGAUGAACAGCAGCCAAUCGCUCAGGAUGACAAGGAAUCAGGUGAAGUUGAAGAAGACGCGUCACUGGUGACGGAAGCUCCAGUCAAGGAAGCUGAUGAACCACAAGCAGCAACAACUAUUGCUUCGAUCGCUCCAGAACAAGAUGAGGAACAGAAACCAGUUGAAGAUGACAAGAAACCAGAAUUGGACGAAGCCGAUAAGGAACCAACGGAUGUCCCAGUGGAGCACGAUGCAGAAGAACAGAAACCAGCUGUUGAACCUGUUGAGGCCGAUGAAGAGGAGCCUGCUGCUACACGCAUCCCAGAAGUGGAAGCUGAUGAAGAAGAAAAACCAGCUGUGGCAGUUGAAUCUGACGAGGAAGAAAAACCAGCAUCCGCAACUGAAUCAGACGAACAAACACCAGUAACCACAAUGGCAUCUGCAAUGGAUGUUGUCGAGGAAGACGAAAAGGUGAAACCAAUGCCUUCGGCUGACGAAACCGAAAAGGAUGAAAUGACUCCAGUGGAAGCUGAUGAAGCUGAAAAGCCUGUGUCAACCGAUGCACCAGCAGUCGAAACGGAAAAGCCAGCAGUUUCUAUGGACGAAGAAGAAGAAGAAGAGAAGCCAAUUGAAUCCGACGAAGAAGAACAUAAACCAGCUGUGGAGCCAGUUCAAGCUGAUGAUGAAGAAGAGGAGAAACCAGCUCAGGAACCGGUUGACGCAGAGCAUGAUGAAGAAGAAAAGCCUGCUCAGGAACCAGUUGAAGCUGAUGAAGAAGUCGCCGUCACAACUGCCAGCCCCGCUGCGGAUGAAAUGAAACCAGAGGUUGAGGAGGAGAAACCAACACUCUAUAAGGAAGAAGAGCCCGCUACUGAAACGUCAGUGAAGGAUGAUGAGCAAGAUAAACCAAUUGACGUUGAAAGUGAUGAAGAAGAUAAACCAGCUGAAGCUACUACCGUUGAACAGGAACAACAACAGCCAACGACAAUGGCUACACCUGAGAAGGAAGCUGACGAAGAGCAGAAACCGUUGAUGCCGGUUGAAUCUGAUGAAGAAGAUAAACCAGCACCGGAGGCUGAUGACCAAACCAAGCCAAGCGAAGCCGAUGAGGAAGCUAAGGCUACGGAAGCACCAAUCAAGGAGGCUGAUGAAGAGGACAAACCAGCUGAAGUGCAACCCACCGCUGAUGAAGAACAGGAAGUCAAACCAACGCCCGCUUCAGAUGAGGUGCAGACACCAGAGUUGGACGAAAAGAUCGAAGAAGAGCCCGUUAAGUCUGAUGAUGCGGCACCAGCCACUACUGCAGCAACGUUGGCCGAUGAUUCUGAAAAGGAAAGCGAUGAAACUGGAAUGCCUACCGUCGACGAAGUUCCACAAACACCAGUUCAGCCAACUGAAUCUGAUGAAGAACAGCAUGAAGAGGCAACGCCAGCCGCUACUCCUGCAGAAGAACCAAAACCAGUGGAAGCCGACGAAGAGCAAAAACCAGAAAUGGCCGAGCCAGUUACUACUGCAGCUAGUGUUGCUGAUGAUGCCUCUGAGGAAGAGAAGGAAGUAACGCCAGCGGCCCCAGUCGCCGACGACAAGGAAGAAGAGGCGCCGGCACCAACUACUGCAGCUGCUCCAAUGGAAAUUGCCAAGGAUGAGAUCCAGACUACAAUGGCUCCAGUCAAGGCUGAUGAAAUCGAGAAGGAACCUGAAAGCACAACAGUUGCGACCGCAGAAAGCACUUCUGCUGCAGCUGUGCCAGCAUCUGAUGAAGACAAGGAAGAUGAUCAGCCAAUUGUCCCAGUUCAGAAACCAGCCGAAGAAUCGCCAGUGGAAGCCGACGAAGAAGAUGAUCUGCAACAACAAGCCAAACCCGUGUUUGACGAGAAGGAAGACGAUACUCAGAAACCAGUGACGCCUGGCUACGAAGAUAGUUACCUCCCAUCAAGCACCAAGAAACCAGAGACCGAUUCUCCUGCUCCAUCCUAUGGACCACCUGGCGGCCAGCAAUACGAUCCAGGAUACGGACACAUGCCACCACACUACCCACCAUCGUCCUACGAAGACGACUACACCGAUGAGGAAGAUCCAGCUUCGUUCGGACCAGGCACCUGCCGAUACGGUGGCAAGCUGUACGUGUCCGCCCAGCAAAUCCCACGGGAAGAUCCGUGCGAUUUCUGCUUCUGCUUCCGCAGCGACAUCAUCUGUUUGCAGCAGUCGUGUCCACCGCCAAUCAGCGGCUGCCACGAGGAACCGAUCAGCGGUUUCUGCUGUCCACGGUACGAGUGUCCCGUCUCGAUGGCCACGGUGCUCAACGUUACGACCAGUACAACGACCACCACCACGACACUGCCGCCGCACUUCCUGUCGCACGCCUACAAGGGUUCGGUGACGAAGCGCGGCUGCCAGAUCCAGGGCAAGGCCUAUCAGGUCGGCGAAACGGUCGCGUCCGCGAGUGGACCUUGCAUGCGAUGCUUAUGUGGCGGUGAUGGCCAGAUGAAGUGCGAACCCAAGGCUUGCAGUCCCGAGCCAAUGCUACAGCAGAUGAUUGCGGUGGCAGCGUCCCGAAGGCGAUGAAGCGUCCAACCUGGUAGCCAACAAGCGAACGAGCGAGCAAGAGAGAGAUUAAACACGAGAGAGAGUGAGAUUGCGAGCGAAUACAACGUUAAAGAGGUAAUCUCACGUUAGAAUUCAUUUUACAACUAGGAAAACAGGAACUGUACGAUACGGGAAACCAGUAUAGGAAAGAGACUGCGCAACUGCAUCUCAUGGCGAGUGAUGAUAGGAAAGGGGAAGAUGAUGGUAAAAAGAGAAAGACACGUCACACGAAGCAAAGUAGCUCAUUUUUCCAAAAGACUUGAUACAACAAUCACUCAUAGGUAGAACACACGCACACAUCCACAAUAUAGACGGACACACGCAAACAGAUCAGUAUAGCCGAGACAACGAUUUCUAGAUCAAGGAUCACCUGAUUGACGGCGGCCAUUUUGGAAAACCGUUCAAUAUGGCCGGCUUCGAUCUGGUGAGCCGGUACUCUAACUAUUUUACUUUUGUGUAUAGAAGAAUUCUUUCGACAUGACAAACUAUGAAAUUCACAAAAAAAACGAGAACUAAAAGCAACCAAAACCGUUAGGAAAAUACCAGAAAGUGGUCGUCGUGUCUCAUACAAUUACUUCUAGUCUCUCUGUUUUACGUUUUUUUUUAAUAGAAAGGAAUGACAAUGGAAACGAAGCGAUAUGGAUUUAGCAAUGGAUCGUAGUAGAACACUCACUCACACCGUUACAAUUCGCCGAAAUCUUGUCUUUUUAACGUAGAUGUUUGUUUUAGGAGACAUCCAAAUCUCUGAUCAAAAUUAUGACGUGAAAACCUUUGCAUGCAUACGAAAUCACACAUACACACUCACUCAUCGACACAUCGAACAGAUAUCCCCUCAGUGCGUUCUUGUAAGUGUAAAAACUAACCUCAAUGUGAAUGUUAUUUUUAUACAUGGAUAUGGAUAUGCAUUUCCGUUUUUUACGUGUUAAAUUUAUUAAUUUUUGAUGUAAUAGAACGUGUAGAAUACGAGUGCUAGAGUGUGAACGCGACGACGGUGCAUCGACUCGCCCCUCGUGCCAAACGCUCUUCUCCAAGUGUCAACCGUUCCGUGUUGCCAUUUCGGCCGACGGAUGGGAACGCAAGUCUCACUGCAUAGGAACGAAACAAAUGAGAACAAACGAUGAUUUGAGGCGUGUAGGAAUGAGAAUAGGAUUAAGUGACAAACUUUAGCUGCCCCCAUUUCCCUUCCUGUACUACUUUGUUGAAUACCUCUCAAAUCUGACCAACAGAAAAUGAACCACUUUUGACAGUGUUACCAACGCCUACGCAGUUUCCAUGGUGAUAUGAUUGAGAGAGAGACACCCACUAAAUUUUUCACUCAGAAACAUCCAAAACGAACAAAAAAGCACAAACGAAGACACGAGUUGUGAUACGUAAUAUUAAAAGGAAAAAUCGAAACGAAAAAAAAAGUAAUAUUAGCAUGUGCAUAUUCGGGUAUUAAUGAACACAUUCCACAUCAAACCACAUGUAUUCACGAACGAAACCAACAAAAUUCAUCUUCGUUCUACAAUAGGAGUAGGCGGCGGCUGUGAGUGGUCAAGUCGUUCGGUUCCACCAACUGAGUUCGACCGACCGAAUCCAAUUCGAUCGCUUGAACCUGAUGGGACCCCGCCUUGGUCACUCAUCCGCACGCAAAAUAUCAAUAGAAUGGCAAAAAUUUACCUUUUUCCGACUCUCUGGUCGUCUCUUCUCAUGACAUCGACUCACUACACACUCACACACACACUUUCCCCAUGGCUCACUUUGAUAUGAGUUCCCUCGAAAUCUUUCGCACACUGAUAAACAAACACACGCACACACGAAAACAAUCGUUUGAAACAGAAUCGCGGGGGCGAGCAGAGAGCGUGAAAGAUGUAAAUAUUACUAAUUUAUAGAAAGAAACGAUAAAAGUGAAUUAAAGAAAAAAAAAAACGACACUAGGAUUUUAAAUACACGUGUUUUUACUGUCGGGCGCCGAAGUAAGCAAAGAAUGCGCCCGAAGUAAUUCAAAAUUAUCAAUUAAUUUAACUAAUUAGCAAGAAAGCUCAAAAUAAGUAAAAGAAGAGAGUAUUUUUUAUCUUAGUUUAUGUGUUUCUGUCACUUCUUUUUAUAUUUGUAUAUUUGCCAUAAUUUUAAUCAAUUUCAAAGCUACUUUUGCAAAAUUAUUUCUCGAAGGUGACUCAUGCUAAACAUGGACACGAAACAAAGUAAGAAAAACAUUCUAAGCAAUAUUCAAAUUUAGACGCAAACAAAAUCCCUUCCAAAAAACGCAUAAAAAAGACACGCAAAAAAAAAUGCAAACCGAAUAUUGAAACUAUCGAUUUAACUGUAUUACUUAGCUAUUAAUUUACUCAGAAUGAGGGAGAGAGAGCAAGCUCAUGCAUAACUGUAGAUCCAGGAAACAACACAGCAAACAGUGAACACACAGAACCAGUGUUGAGAAAAGACAGACAAAAGAAGACAGCGCGUUGUGUGAGUGCCACAGCAAGGAACUCUCGAGACCGCACUCACACCAACGCUUGCUAAGAAAAAGAUCGCCUGAACCGGAGCGACAUUAGCUCGCCCGUGCCGUACCGCACCCCCCUUGAACUCGCUCCCCGUGAGUGCCCCUCCCUCCUUCGGACGGAUGGACACUCACGGCAGUUUUUAUUUAUUUUUAAAACUAACCCUUUUUUCCACCAAAUUGUUAAACCCCUGAGAACUAGAAACGUACUUAUCCUAGGGUGACGUUCGUCGUAACUUUUUGCAUCCAAUGUAGCCGCGUUAGACAGCGAGAAAAAUGAAUCAUGUUAUUUCCUUAAAUUAUUAUUCAAAUUUUUAAAUAUGUCGACGAGAUAGAGCUUGCAAGCAAUUGCGGUUGCUUUCAAGCUUUAUCUCCCACCCGAACGAAACGAUGACCUCUUCCGCUGUCUAAGAACUAACAAUUAUAUAGAAUAACCCAAUUGCACCGAGCGAGUAAGCAAUAUUAAAAAAAAAAAAGUAACACACUCUCACAGAGAGCCAAAUCGGCAACGGCACGGCUGCGACCAGAAAUCUUGCUCGGGUUCAAAACCCAGAAAUCGCAGGUUUUUUUUUAAUAAGAUCAUUAAUUUAUAAACGAAAGCACGAAUACAAUCUGAUGAGAAGAAAAAUUUCCUUGUUUAAUGUUUGUGUAAAUCCGUCGUCUGUUGGGAAGGCACUUGGCCUUCCGUUUCGUUUCAGUGCGAAAAUUAUAGCAAAGAAGAAGAAGAAAAAACAAUGCGAACUUUUUGGAAAGCAAAGAAUUACUGACGCAAAUUGAACAUAAAUCAGCACUUACACAAAACAAAAAAAAACGAGACAGACGGUUAAG
Molecule: messenger RNA, 14011 nt
Organism: Aedes aegypti (yellow fever mosquito)
Lineage: Eukaryota; Metazoa; Arthropoda; Insecta; Diptera; Culicidae
Product: microtubule-associated protein futsch
Exons: 7
Coding region: 838-10683 (3281 amino acids)
Molecular function (GO): protein binding
Source: RefSeq, a predicted model, not a curated record